CCAGGCAACUUAUUAAUUUUAUUUUAUUGUUUUCUUUUUUUUUCAAAUAACAGCAAUAAUGUCAAAAAAUCUACAAACACAAACAAUUUUUUUCCAAAAAAAAAAUGUUAUUUUUCAUCUGGUUUCAUUUGGGCCUUGUAGAAGCUUGUUCAACAAAUUUUGAUAAAACAAUCCCAGCAGUUCCUUGUGAGAAUAAUCUAACGUGUGGUCGUAAUGAGCCACAUAUUAUGUGCGAGUCUCGCCCACCAAAGUGCCAGCCAUUUGAAUCUCUUAAAGUCGGCGCUGAUGAAAUUUAUUACUUUUUACUUGGUCACAAUGGCAUACGGAAUCGAGUGGCAAAACAGUAUAAUAUUGCAAAUAUGAAUAUCGUGCAUUGGAGUGCGCAAUUGCAAACGAGAGCCGAACGUUAUCUAAAAAGAUGUCGCGUGGGACCUGAUUAUUGUCAAAGAAUUGGCCCCCCUGAAACGCAUGUGAAUCAAAAUUAUCACUUUCAUCACGGUAUGAUACAUCAGAAAUGGCCGGCACAUUUGGUACGCAAAUGGUACAAUGAAUUCAACUACCGAGAAAAAUGGAAGAAUUUUAAUAGAAAACGUAGAAGGGGCCUCAUUGGCAACUACUCGCAUUUAAUUUAUCCUACAGUCGAACUGAUUGGUUGUAAUGGCGCAAAUCUCUCCGACGGUUAUCUCUUCGUUUGUUAUUACUGGCCGCGUACAAAGAAGAGAUAUCUAGAAGAUUUUGUUUUUGGUGAACCUUGUUCAAAGUGCAAUCCGGAGUUACCGGCUCGUUCUCGCGUCUUUCGUAGCCUAUGUGGUAUAGAUUUAAAAAUGAUGAUGGUGAAAAAUGGUAGAAUUAUAAGUAGUGCAAUGAGCCUAUUUGAAAGCUUUCGAUAUCAAGCUGUAACAAGCUUUCUUUUACUAAUUUCUAUUACUCGAAAUAUAGCAUACUAUUCAAUAAAACCAUUUUAUUGGACAGCUGUGAGUCUUUUAGAUGCUGUCAAUAUAUUAAGUGUUGCAUGGGAAAGUGUCUCUAAGGAAACCAUAAGAAACUGUUUUCGACAUGCUGGUCUGGUAAAAGACAUUCCUGAUGGAUUAGAUUUCAACCAGGAGGACGAUGAACCUUUAAGCAAAAUUAUCGAAAUUAAUAACGUAGUGGUUUUAAGCAAGUUUGAUGAAUGUUCAAGAAUUGACGAGAAUAUUAUAGCCACAGAAGAACACUCAGACAAUGACUUAAUUCAAGACUUUCUGCAUGAGCUGCUUGAAGAGGACUCCGGUGAUGAAGAUUUAGCACAGCCCGAAACUAUAAUAAAAAUAGAAGACGCUAUGAAUUAUUCCAGGAAACUGAAGCUAUAUUUUCAACAAAAAGAGAAUAGUUCAGAUGCAAUCAAUUUGCUCAAUAAACUCGAAAGCAAACUACAAAAAGAUUUUGCCAAUAAGGCAUUCACCCAAAAGAAAAUCACUGUCUUUUUUCAAAAGACUUAA
Zeugodacus cucurbitae (melon fly) is the source of this 1478-nucleotide messenger RNA. RefSeq lists its product as uncharacterized. Bases 105 to 1478 code for a protein of 457 amino acids. Lineage: Eukaryota; Metazoa; Arthropoda; Insecta; Diptera; Tephritidae. The transcript has 7 exons. The record is from RefSeq and is a predicted model, not a curated record.